Spodoptera exigua (beet armyworm) is the source of this 1305-nucleotide messenger RNA. The record is from the annotation of a GenBank genome assembly. NCBI's taxonomy places the organism in Eukaryota, Metazoa, Arthropoda, Insecta, Lepidoptera, Noctuidae.
AUGAUUGCCGCCGAGUACGAUGCAUGUAAAGAUCACCUAGAGGGGAAAGCAACACGAUCCAUGGGCAGCUGCAACACCAGAGGCAAGUCAUUCAGGGGUAACAUAAACCAAGUUUUAAGGGAAAAGGAAGGAAAGUUGCCACCUAAUUUGAGUGACCGUUUAAAAAGAAUGCUUCAGAAGUUUAGUGUUUUAGAGGAUUAUUUUCACGGAAUGGUCCAAAAUUUUUACAUGAAUAACCAUAAACAUAUACAUAAAGAUCCAGAUGAUGAAAUAAAUCAUCUAAAUGAUGUAAAUAUAUUACACCUACUUAAUCUCACUAUUUGGCGAACUUUGGAAAAGUUCAAUGUAGAACUUCUGAAGCGUACGAAAAUAUACAACAGAGAUGAGCUGACGACGAUAUAUGGAGAUUGGGAGACUUAUGCCAAAACAAUCACAAACAUCCGAUUGUUAGUGCCUAAUAUCCAGGAAUCUGACACUUGCAUCGCACAGUUGGCAAAAAUACCCAUAUUCCCGUCCCGUAGAUCGCAACCCAGAUGUUUUGUCCGACAACACUGCCGGGUGUACUUGAAGAAUGGGAACGAUUAUGGAUAUGGAUUACUACACAGACUUUUGUUCUUCAUUAUGGCUAAGUAUGCCCGAAAUUGUGCAGUUUUUUCCGAAAAAGAGGACAAGUACAUAAUGGACCACUUGUGCUCCAUGUCAUAUAAUGAAUGCCAAUAUAUUGCUCAAAGUGACUUUGCAUUGCCUGAUCUGUUAGCCGAAAGCCAUGCACUCUGCGGGAUGCUAGGGCAUGCUCAGUUUUUAACCAAUGACUGGGUAAAAACUAUAAUGAUGCAUCAAGUAACAGAAGGCUGCCUCAGGGAUGAAGGAAUUAAAAGCCAUGAAACCGUAGUGGACGCAACGGAACCAGGGAUUUUAUCGAUUACAAAUCCGGAGGUAAACGAGCACAUCGAUCACCUGAUGAAGGUCAGUAACGCACUCGUUACUGCUGUGGUGUUGCGGGUGGCGCCGAUUGCUCACCAUCAGAACGGACGCAAGUUCACACCUGUCGACGUCCGGUCGACAUUGGUGCGCAUACUCGAUGUUACACCGAGGUCAACUGCUCAAAAGACCUUCAACUUCAUUAAAAGGGAAGUCUUGCAACGCGGAAUAACAAUUUGUAGAUCACCCAACCAUUUGAUCCGUGCAGAAAUCGAACCCGUGACACGUUGCGCGGCAGCCAGUUGUCCAGCCACCGCACCAACCAUGCAGUCAUGGUCAUUCAUAUUUGACAGUUUCUUUUUAAAAAACACCAAUGACAUAUGA